Messenger RNA from Cherax quadricarinatus, 4745 nucleotides. Lineage: Eukaryota; Metazoa; Arthropoda; Malacostraca; Decapoda; Parastacidae. The record is from RefSeq and is a predicted model, not a curated record.
AGAGAGUAAGGUGCAUGAAGUAGGAGGCAGUCAGUCAGCAGGGAGUAGCCGCAGUGUGACCAUCAUGGAUGCGGCGCUAGCCUGGCUGCCUCACCUCUCCUUGGCAAUUGGAUCAGUGCGCAGGAAUCAUUCAUGGAAAUCCGCUGAAGACAUCUUCCUGUCAAGCACUGGUGAAAGCCUUUUGAAUAAGUCUAUUGAAGCAGAUGAUGGAGGUGGCAUACGUGAGGUGUCAAAUAACCCCCUUCGCUUGGUAUCCUCUGUUUCUGCAUAUCCCCUGCCCAACACCAACACAAACACUAUCUCUACUGGCAUUGUUCAUGCAACCCCUGCUACUGCUGUUACUGCUUCUGCUGUUUCUACUUUUACCAUUUCUUCCACCUCAUCUUCUUCAUCUACUUCCACAAACUCUUCGUCACACAUCAGUAUUCAGCCGCAACAGCCUUCUUCAGUAAUGGUUAAUCAUGGUGGUCAAUCCAACACCAGUUUUACUAGUACUGAAUUUACCACCUCUGGCUGCCUCCAUCAUGGCUCUGACGCACCCUCAUCGACUUCCCCCAUUACAACUUCAGCUGGGGAUUUAAAUAAUGCCCAAUUAAACUCAGUUGGUGGACUUGCUCCACUUGACUUGUCAGGAAUCACCCCUAUCACUCAAGUCACGCUGCCCACGCCUACAGAAAAUGGAGAGGGUAGAUUCAGCAAAAGUCCAACGCCCAGUCCAAAGCCCAGUCCGACAUUAAUGAAUCGUCAAACUUCCUGUGAUAGCAGUGAUGAUCGAGCAAAUAAAAAUGAUGCUUCUGGUUUUAUUUCAAGAGAAGGUAGCAUGGAACGAUCUUUUACAGAGACUCCAGCAGAACACCAGCCAACUGAUAAGCUACUUGAUUCUAUAAGUAGAUCCUCAGAGUCGUGUCGCUCAGUAGAUGGUCCCCGUACUCCUGAAAUUGGCAGCAGUGUCAAUGGUGUUUUGGUGAAAGACAGAAAAGAAUCCAGGGACUCUAAAUCCAGUGAUAAAAAGAGCAAUAAAGCAUGGUAUAAAAUGCUGAAUCCAACCUACAAAAGUAGAUCUGAAGAUUUGAAGAGAUUAUUCAAGGAUUUACCCUCAGAUGAAAGACUUAUUGUUGAUUAUUCUUGUGCAUUACAAAAGGACAUUUUGGUUCAUGGGCGCCUUUAUGUUACACCAAACUACUUUUGUUUUUACUCCAAAAUAUUUGGAUGGGAGACCUUUGUUUGCAUCAAAAGCAAGGAAAUAAUUGCCAUGACAAAAGAGAAGACUGCUUUAGUAAUUCCAAAUGCAGUUGAAAUAAGAACCGAAGGAGAGAAGCAUUUCUUUACAUCAUUUGCAUCUAGAGAUAAGACUUAUAUGAUGCUCUUUCGGAUUUGGCAAAAUGCUCUAAUGGAUCAGCAAAUGAGUGCAACAGAGCUGUGGCAGUGGGUUCAUUCUAGUUAUGGUGAUGAACUGGGUCUUACAAGUGAUGAUGAUGACUACGUAGCUCCCUCCACCGAAGACGAUACCAAAAACACAAGUCAUGCACAUAGUACCUGUGAAUCCUCCAGUCUUAACAGAAACCUUAAGUUGUACAGUGUCGACUCACUUGAAGAUGCCUGCCCUGGAGAUGUUCUUGAUGAGUCUUCUGUUCCACCAGUACCAAAGAAUGGAUGUGACUCAGAGACGUCAGAGUUUGUGGGAGCAGAAAAUCUUCAACAACCUAAAGUUUCAUCUUCACCCACAAAAUCUCCUCAGAAUCACUCUGCAAAAUCGUCACAGAAUCACACUUCCCUUAACUCUACUCCACAGCCCAACGAUGUCAUUCCAACGGACAUGUCAGAUACAACAGAAAGUGAACUAGACAGCAAGAUUAGCUGUUUAGCAUCCGGAGAAUCAGUUGCAUGCCCCAACCAGAGCUCUCACCAUCAGGGUCGUGAGGUUAUCAAUGCAGUAUAUUCUCUUCCAGUUGACACAGUUUUUACGCUCCUGUUUACCAACUCAAAAUUCAUGUUGGAUCUUUAUACUGCUAGGAGUACCUCAGAUGUUGUUGCAAGUCCAUGGCAGAGUAACCCAGAAACCAAGCAAAAACUCCGCCAGGUUACUUAUACCCUAACACUUCCACCAAAUAGUUUUGGACCCAAAGUUUCUCAUGUCACAGAAACACAAGUUGUGUCCCCAUUCAGUAAACAUGGAGAAAUCUAUACAGUUGAUGCUGAAGCUUGCAAUGCUGGUAUCCCAUAUGCCGAUUCAUUCUUUGUUUCCAACCAUUGGUGUUUGACCCGUGAGUCUGCCUCAGAAACUAGGAUUAGUGUGUGGUCUCAAGUUAAAUAUAAGAAGAAUGUUUGGGGCUUUAUGAAAGGAGUAAUUGAUAAGAAUGCAUUCAGUGGUGUUGAAUCUCUACUGAAUGACAUCAAUACAGCAUUGCUAGCCGAGGUUGAAUGCUCGCACCUGAAGAAAACGCGGCGGAGAAGACGUAGGGGUGGCAGCAAGGGAGAACCUCCAGAUGUGCUUCUCCCCUCACAAGUUUAUCCUGAUAAAGUUAAGGAUAUACAUAAAGCAACACAGAUCCCUGCCAGAAAGCUCACAUUGCCAACUGUUAUCCCAGAUAGUAAUAGUUCAUCGAAUGAAGGUCCAGUGAGACUAGUUGUGGCUACCGUAGUUAUUCUCUUGAUCCUUAAUGCUUUACUUUAUUACAAACUUUGGGCACUUGAAGAAAAAAUUUUUCUUCGCUCCACCUCUUACCCAUUUCUGGAUCCCAGUAUGUUCAAAUCUGGAGCUUCUGGAGGUCCUCUUGAGGAGUGGGUGCGAAUACUUCAACAACAGGAAGCUAUUCAUGCUGCAGAGGUAGAGAGGUGGAGAAAAUCUAUUGAGGAAGCUGCAGGAUUUCUAAGAAAGGCUGAAGAAUCUCUGCGCACACUUCAUACUUCUAUACCUCCGCAUCAUGCAUCCAAACUUCAGUUACUCUUAAAACAAAUACAAAAUUUACAUGAAACAGAGUCUCAGCGCAAAUCAACGUUGGAACCUCUUCAUGGGGAGCAGGAGGGAAAUCCAAUAGAUUCUACCAAAGGACCUGACAUUCCAGAACAUGAUAGUAACAGUGCUUAUAAAAACAUGCAUAAAGAUGAAAUACAUGAAUAUUUAGAACUCUGAAUGUGUUACUUAAAAGUAGACUUUAAAAAAUUAAUUCUGUAAUUUUUGUAAACAAAUUUAAUAUAUUGUGUUGAGUGCUCUAUGUGAAUAAGUCUUAUGUUGAGCCAUUUUUGUUUUAUAAAACCUUUUAAUCUCUUGUAGUCAGAGAGAAAAGCAUAACUUGUCUGGUGUUAUACGUGAACAUCACUGGCAGUUUUAACUGAAAUUAAUAAUACAGCAUGUACAUGCAUCACCAAGUCAAACUAAAGUCAGUCAUGGUGAAAUUGUUUAGUUUUUACAGUUUGAAUGAAACUUGUGUUUGUACUAACCCCUGCUAUUUGGAAGCAAAUAGAAAAAUAUUUUGAGGGUAGUUGAAUGAUUACAGAUCUAAUUUUGACUUUUGUGAGAAUUUCUGAUGCAAGAAUAUAGAUGCCUGAAAUAUUUACUCUUGCACAUAAACAUUUUUGGAAAUGUUUAGAAAGAAAGCUGUACAUGCUUGCUAACUAUGAUAAGUCACAAAUGUGGACCAACUGUAUUUAUGAGAAAGGUUGUGGAGCAUUCAUAGACUCAUUCCAUUGUAAUAAUUGAUUUACAGUUAGUGUUGGGCUGGGUAGACAUAUGAAAUUGCCUGAUUGAUAGUUUUAACUUUUUUUCUGGACUUUAACUAACAGUAUUAAAAUUAGUGAUUAUAACAUGUACACAUUUGUGUCCUUUAAUACAUGCACACUAUUUAUAUAUCCACCAUAAAUUAAAUUAGCCUUAUCUGUUAAACCUGUGUAUAUGAGAUUGUUGUCUUUGUAUAUGUAUUAAAUUACUCAGAAGAGAUUGCUUACAUUACGGUUGCUGAGUUAAAGUUGGAUUGCUGAAAUUCCAUUUGCCAUGUUGUAGAUAAAAGUUAUUAUAGUCCGACUAAAAGCUCUUAAAAUGCCUAUUUAUUUUUAAAAUGCAAGAUAACUUUUAUUGUGUGUAAUAUUUGCAAGCAUAUCAUUAUAGUGAAAAUGGUUUUAUUUUGUGCUUUUCCAUGUGAUGUAUGAAAGAGGCUAUAUUGCAAAUCGGCUUACAUAGAGUAUAACAUAUAUGCAGAACAAAUAUAUUUUUGAAGCUAAAAAAAAAAAAAAAAAAAAAGAUUGUGAGGGUUUUCAAGGGUUUAGCAAGGUGAAGUGAUUAUAUCACUUUGCAAUACUGUACAAGAAGUCCCCAACUUUCCACACUUAUGAUAUUGUCACUUGAUUAUUGAAACAUUAAUGGGAAGGGCUGAAUCUGUAGAGAUCAUACAGCAUCUGAGGAAAAAGGAGAUAUUCAUAUUUGAACUAAGGAAAGAAAGUACAGGUCCAAUUCAUUGGCUCAAGAGCCCCUCACUAACAAGGAACCUCCCUUGAGGGAUAUUAGCAGUGGAACCAAUUAUGUAAUUAUGAAUUCUGAGCUGCAGUAAUGAUCUUUGUGUGCAUUUUUUACCAAUACAAUCACUUUAUGCAUGUCUAGAGCUCACAAUUUUGUAAGAUUGAAUUAUAGAAAAAAUUCUAAAUUUUUAAUAAAAUGCAUUCAUACUUUGUAUAUGUUUAGUUUAUGUAGGGAAUGCUGUCAUUUGGUAGAGAUAUGUGAAGAACUACAAUAAAAUUGUAAACUUUCUUAA